GGCGGGACUAUGACUCAAAACUUAAAGCAGCUUUGAUGAGGGAGCAACCGUGCUAUCAGCUUCCAUCUCAUUUGUCGGACUUGAAACUCAAAAGCAUUAGUCCACUGCCACAUUUUUCCAACUUAUUAAAUUUGAGAGUUCUGCAUGUAAUUGAAUGUCCAAUAUCACGCCUGCCGGUCACACUAGGUCUAAUACAUCUGAGGAAACUGUACAUAAUAAGAUGUGAAUGCCUUGAGGAAAUACCUGGUCUGUCACUCUUGAGAAGUCUGGAGCGCUUGGAACUAAAGGGCUUGAACAGGCUAGUUGAGAUUCAAGGUUUGUCGGAACUGGAAAAUUUGCAGUACCUCCUCCUUUCCAGUUGUGAUUUAAUAGGACAGUUACCCAAUUUAUCCAAGUUGGGUAAGCUACAACAUCUAGAGCUAGAAGCUUGUCCAAAUUUAAGACCCAUUGAGGGCAUCGAGGGCUUAGAAAGCUGGGUGUUUUGUAGUCGUGGCCGCACUAUCCUGGAAAGAUUGUUGAAUAUCUCGAGAUCGACUUGGUUUUCCCACAGAUUGCCUAUAACCGAUGUGUUCCUAAGUUUUAAGGGACCAGACACUCAUCAUAGUAUUGUCAGUUAUCUUCACUCUCGGAUGCUUUGGAAGCAAAUGUCUGUUUACAGUGAUAAUGAUGACUUGAGGUCCAAUGAAGAGACUGGGGAAAAGAUUCUACAAGCACUCGCUAAUUCUAAUAUCUACAUACCCAUCUUCUCUAGAAACUAUGCUUCCGGUCAUUGGUGUCUCCGCAUACUUGCUCACAUGGUUAAAUGCACAUCAGAAUCAAAGGGGAAAAGAAGAAUCCUCCCCGUUUUCUAUGAUGUGGAGAUUGAUGAUGUUAAGCUAAAAACUGAUUUAUACAAAAGCGACCUAGACAAGCACCAGGCGAACUUCAACCAUGAUGAAACGAAGUCAUGGAAAGAGGCCCUCAUUAAGGUCGCAGCAUUGAGGGGUUUCGUCUUAAAAAACAACAGCUACGAAGAAGUACUUCAAUCGGUUACUGAAGAGGUUUAUAAGGCAAGGAAAUUGUUAGAUGUUGACUCUUGAAGGCUUCUUUUGGUCGGUUGUCAAAGUAAAGGUGAAUGUGUUUGCUAUCAAUGAAAUGAAAUUCUCGCCAACUCCAUUCUGAUUCUAUUGUUUGGAGGAUCUAGAUAUUUCAUGUGUUAAUGAAAUUGGUUUACGCUGCUAAUGCUUAUGUGCAUUAUUUACAAGGUUAACUAAUAUGUAUGAACAAGUAUAUCAGUGAACUCCCACGCUUUAUUAGAGGGUUAGUUAAGCUUA
Messenger RNA from Eucalyptus grandis, 1313 nucleotides. Its product is annotated as probable disease resistance protein At4g19520. The coding region runs from base 36 to 1079 and encodes 347 amino acids. The transcript has 2 exons. The record is from RefSeq and is a predicted model, not a curated record. Lineage: Eukaryota; Viridiplantae; Streptophyta; Magnoliopsida; Myrtales; Myrtaceae. Gene Ontology annotation, biological process: signal transduction.